This is a messenger RNA of Amorphotheca resinae ATCC 22711, 2809 nucleotides long. RefSeq lists its product as hypothetical. Gene Ontology annotation, biological process: L-tryptophan biosynthetic process. The record is from RefSeq and is a predicted model, not a curated record. Bases 56 to 2698 code for a protein of 880 amino acids. The transcript has a single exon. Lineage: Eukaryota; Fungi; Ascomycota; Leotiomycetes; Helotiales; Amorphothecaceae.
CAAUUCCACAAAAAACGAACUCCCGCGUGAGGUCGGGGGAACCCGCGCAGCAAAUAUGACCAAGCCUGACAUAAGGCCUCGAGUUCUGUUUAUUGAUGCCUACGACAGCUUCUCGAACAAUAUAGUCUCUCUCCUCGAAACCGAACUCAAUGUUUCGGUCCGUACAGUCAAAAUCGACAAUCCGGCCCUCAGCUCCGACGCUGCCCUAUAUGAGGAGUUGAGACACUAUACAGCGGUGGUAUGCGGACCUGGCCCCGGUCAUCCCGGGAAGAAGGAGGAUGUGGGGAUCAUAGGAAGGGUUUGGAAGUUGGACGUCGAGCAGGUGCUGCCGGUCUUGGGCAUCUGUCUGGGAUUCCAGAGCCUGUGUCUUGAAUUUGGAGGGGAGGUGAAGAGAUUGAAAGGUCCGCAACAUGGGAUGAUCCGAAGAGUGAGACAUAUUGGGGAACAUGGGAGGGAUGGGAAGGAUACGGUCUUUGAAGGUGUUGGGAACCUGACAGCGACACAUUACCAGAGUUUAUGCGUGGAUAUUGGGCAGAGCUCAAUCGCACCAGACGUAUGGGAGGAACAUGUGUGGACCCCAACGAGGAAGUGCCCGGAUUUGAUGCCAUUGGCUUGGGUUGAGAGUUGUGGCGCGGAUGAGAAUUCGGGUGUGAUGGACGACAGAGUGCUAGUCGCAGUGCAACAUAGGGCGAAGCCGUUUUGUGCAUUGCAGUAUCACCCGGAGUCCAUUUGUACCAAUGAUGAAAGUAAACUGGUCAUCAGGAAUUGGUUUCGACAAGCUCAGAGCUGGAAUCUGACAUACCGCAAAACGCCCUACGACCAGAAAGUUCCUAUACACGGAAAGCUUCCCGUUCGCGAUAGUCUUACACACCAGUAUAAUGCAACAUGUCUACCAUCAUACCUUUCACCGGGAGAAAUCGAGGCAGAACGGUUUAUAACGGACUUGGAAUUGGAUAACGUUUACCGAGUUUCAACAACCCAACUGCCGGACGCUAUUUCGGUUCCAGACAUUGUUGAAGCUCUUCAGGAUAGUCGGCGAGAUCAUAUUAUUUUGGAGUCUUCAAAUAUCCACGAAAAGUCUACCGGGCCAGCAGAUGUCAGGGGCAGAUAUAGUAUUAUUGGAUUGGAUAUUGAUGGUGGUUUGAGAUUCGAAUAUAAAGCGCCAUCGAAUUCUAUCAAAGCCAUUUACCCCGACCAAGGAUUGGACAAGGAAUAUAUGAUUGAUCUCCGAGGUUUGGGUGUUUGGCCCUUCUUGGCCAGCUUUUUAGACAAGAGGCGGAUUUCCUCUGAUGACGAGGACAUACUAUCUCGAUCGCCAUUUUUGGGAGGUUUCAUGGGAUACACAACAUACGAGAUGGGUUUAGAGAGCAUCGAGGUAGCCUCUAAACCCAGAGGGGCAAACCACUCUCGCCCCGACUUAUGUUUUGCUUGGGUCACCCGAAGCCUUGUUAUAGAUCAUGUUGAGAAUGUAAUUCACAUGCAAGCAUUGGUCAAGAAGGGUUCCGAAAAUCCAACAUGGAUGGAUGCCGUGGCCUUGAAAUUGAAGCAGUUAUCAUUGCCAAAUAUCUCGGCCAUAUCUAGCAACCCUACGAAUGAGAAAAAGGUAGCAUCUGCAAGUUCAUCUCAAACAUCUAUUCUAUCAGACUUCUCUGAAUCUCAUGGCUCGAUAUCAAUGUCGUCGUCGGAUUCCAUCGAUCUUAGUAACGCGACCAAAGUACCCGACUUGGGCAUAUCAACCAGUCUCCCGCAUAACGACGAAUAUGAAACCAAAGUGCGCCGCUGUCAAGAAUACAUCCGCAGUGGUGAUUCCUACGAACUGUGCCUCACAGAUCAAACUACCGUCCAACGCCAGCGCUUCGAUUCCCCUCACAAACCAUCUCAUGUCCACACGCUAGAAGAUAUCGUUCUUCACCGUCAGCGAACCAUCCCGAGCCAUCCUUCCAGUGCGUGGAAUCUCUACCGCACCCUGCGAACCCGCCAACCCGCGCCUCUGGCCUCCUACAUCCGUCUCGGGUCCGCCACGCUGGUCAGCUCCUCCCCUGAGCGAUUCCUGUCCUGGACGCGCACUGGCACGUGCGAGUUGCGCCCCAUGAAAGGCACGGUGCGGAAAUCACCUGCAGUGCCUGACCUCGCGUCCGCCAUCCCCCUACUCGAUGUCCCGAAGGAAAAGGCCGAGAACCUGAUGAUCGUUGAUCUGGUGCGGCAUGAUCUGCACGGCAUUUGCGGUAGCGGGAAUGUGGAGGUCCCGAGACUGAUGGUCGUUGAGGAGUACCGGAGUGUAUUCCAGAUGAUUAGCGUUGUCCAGGGGAAGAUUACCCCUCCAGAGGAGGGGGUCGAUAGGGAAUAUACUGGAGUUGACGUCCUGGCUGCGAGUCUACCGCCUGGAUCUAUGACGGGGGCGCCAAAGAAGAGGAGCUGUGAGAUACUGCAAGAGAUUGAGGGCAAGGAACGUAGUCUUUACUCAGGGGUUGUGGGUUAUAUGGAUGUGGGUGGGCGAGGCGAUUGGAGUGUGACCAUCCGAAGUAUGUUCCGCUGGGACGACGAGGAUAUUGUCUCCUACACCGAAACUGGCGAGGAAAGGAGAAUCGAAACGUGGCAUAUUGGUGCAGGUGGUGCGAUCACCGCAUUGAGUACGCCGGAGGGGGAGAGGGAAGAGAUGCAGACGAAGUUGAAUGGGACAUUAGGCGCUUUUAGAUGAUUUCUGGGUAGGACUCACGUCUUUGCAUUAUGGGAGGAAGGAAUACUCAACGUAUUCGCAUUGGGUUUGGCGUUUGUUAGGAGGAUAAUAGCUCAACGAUACCAAUAGGUG